Striga asiatica is the source of this 777-nucleotide messenger RNA. The record is from the annotation of a GenBank genome assembly. NCBI's taxonomy places the organism in Eukaryota, Viridiplantae, Streptophyta, Magnoliopsida, Lamiales, Orobanchaceae.
CGUCUCUCGCCCACCUCCUCCUUCACUCCUCCCCCCCUCUCUCUUUCCCCGUCAUCCCUCAUCUCCCUGCCCUUCGCCUCCACAGUCCCGUCCCUCUCCCCGGCCAGCCACCUCGUCGUGACCUCCGGCCAGCCCGUACAAAUAUCCAUCAAUAACGUCGGAGUCUCUGAUACCCCCAUUUUCGACGACGGAUUUGUCUUCGUCUACGCAAUUGAUGGUUUCUUCAACCUGAAUUUCACCAUAGCGGAUGCAGAUCCGGCCAACCCGAACCCUAGAUCUCAUUCCCAGUGCCUGAAUCUAGAAUCAUUCUCUAGAUUUGGGGAUGCGCCUGGAGUUUUGAAAUCGAGAGGCUACUCAUCAUUGGACUUUUGGAAACUCACACGACGUUGUGAAACUGUGGACAGUUUUUGGAGCGAUGGACGAGGAAUUGGUCCAGUUUUCUGGGGAUUUUGUAGGCCUCUCUUCUUUGUUCAUGAGGCAUUUGGCUCCGUGCAAAGUGAUGUGGAAUGAUAUGGAUGAGAUGACCAACGGGACUGUGGUUUCCAACAAUGUGAGCAGCUUUAGCUUGGAGAUUACCAAGGAUGAAGUUGAUACAGUGAUGGUGAAUGGAGUCGAAAUCACUUCCCAGAGCUGUACGAAAGCGAGUGGCUGGUGGUUCACGGGAUCGAGCGGUGAUUGCUUUGCCGGAGAUUGGGGAUGAGGAGAUGGAAGUGACGGAGGAGUUUCCGGUGGAGAAAGACAAUAACUCGAUGGCUCUGGAUAAUGGGGACCUUUGAG